Messenger RNA from Oncorhynchus keta (chum salmon), 1155 nucleotides. RefSeq names its product NK1 transcription factor-related protein 1-like. Lineage: Eukaryota; Metazoa; Chordata; Actinopteri; Salmoniformes; Salmonidae. Gene Ontology annotation, cellular component: nucleus. Gene Ontology annotation, biological process: cell differentiation; regulation of transcription by RNA polymerase II. The record is from RefSeq and is a predicted model, not a curated record. Bases 1 to 1155 code for a protein of 384 amino acids. Gene Ontology annotation, molecular function: RNA polymerase II cis-regulatory region sequence-specific DNA binding; DNA-binding transcription factor activity, RNA polymerase II-specific. The transcript has 2 exons.
AUGAAUAGAGAGAAUGUUCAGGGGGAAGAUCUCUCAAUCGCUUCUCCGACGGCGUCUUGUGUGGCUGCCCAAACAGCGGUGAUCGUCGUGGCUGGUCCAGAAAGCAUGGACAAUCACUGCGAGAAGCGGCUCUCUACCAACGAACUGUCGGUGUUUUCCUGUCCAGGCGGUAUAGACAUACUGCAAGGGGACAGUCGAAACAACUCUCCACGUCAAGAACCGGCUCCGAUAGCAAUUCCAACGGUUCACCGGACCACCGCGUUUUCUGUUUUGGACAUUUUGGACCCAAAUAAGUUUACGAGCAAAAAGCAAAAUCCUAACCGGACCGGCAGUGAAAUCGCCUUCGGGACAGAGAACCGUGGAGGUGACGACUCGAAUCGUGCUGUAGAUCAGAAAUCUUAUGCAGAAGAAUAUGAAUGUAAAAAAUAUACAGCACUAAAUGAGGGGCUGGUGUACAGAUCGGACGAAUGCGAGAAUGAUUUCAACAGAGGCUCCCACUCUGACAGCGAGAUGCAGGAUGACUUGUUUAGUGAGGAGAGCAGCAGUGGCCUGACUGAAAAUACCCAGGGGGAACUGUGCCACCGUGAAGACGACGACAAGGAGAGCAAGAGCCCAAGAAGUCCUGACGGACAGCAAACGCAACAGUCAGGGCCGAAUGGACAAAGUCAUCAAGGAAAGCCGAAGCGAAAGCGCUCUGGCUCCGAUUCAAAGUCGGGUAAGCCACGAAGGGCCCGGACAGCAUUCACUUACGAACAACUUGUUGCACUGGAGAACAAAUUCAAGUGCACCCGAUACCUCUCCGUGUGUGAGAGGCUAAAUUUGGCACUGUCACUUAGUUUGACUGAAACUCAAGUCAAAAUCUGGUUCCAGAACCGACGGACCAAGUGGAAGAAGCAGAACCCUGGCGCAGACACCAGCGCCCCGACGGGCGGGGGGCCGAAUGGCCAGAGCAAUGGACUAGGGGGUCUGAGUCCGCUCAGCCCGUCUCCUCCCAUGAGCGGCCAUCUGUCAAUGCACACGAGCUAUGGUCACGGGCCAGGCGGGUUAGUCUGCACCAGCCAAUUACCCUUUCUGCCAAGUCAUGCGGUACUGUCACCUUUCAUGUUGGGAUCUCAGACCUACGGAGGGCCUGCGUUUUACACUUCACACCUAUAA